Messenger RNA from Cucumis sativus (cucumber), 519 nucleotides. Its product is annotated as UPF0057 membrane protein At4g30660. The transcript has 2 exons. The record is from RefSeq and is a predicted model, not a curated record. Bases 87 to 314 code for a protein of 75 amino acids. Gene Ontology annotation, cellular component: membrane. Lineage: Eukaryota; Viridiplantae; Streptophyta; Magnoliopsida; Cucurbitales; Cucurbitaceae.
CUUAUUUUCAAUUUCUUAACCUAUUUUGGUUUCUGCCACACCUACCAUCGUCUUCCUUCUGAAUUUGCUCAGACCGCCAUUAAACCAUGCCAUCUCGCUGUGAAAUCUUCUGCGAGAUUCUCAUUGCUAUCUUGAUUCCUCCUUUGGGCGUCUGUCUCAGGCAUGGAUGUUGCACCGUUGAGUUUUGUAUAUGCCUUCUUUUGACAUUUCUCGGUUAUGUUCCUGGAAUCAUCUACGCUUUGUAUGCCAUCGUUUUCAUCGAUCGCAAUGAGUACUUCGAUGAAUACAGACGUCCUCUGUAUGCGCCGGCCUAGAUUCCUUAAUCCUUAGGUAUUUCGCUUUUACAUCAUUUCUUGUGCCGUAAUUACUCCGAAUUUCAUCUGUUUGUGAUUGGAUCUGUGUAUUGUGUAUUCGCGUUCUGUUAUUGCUAAAACCCUUGUAUAAGUUCAUCCGGAUGGAGUAACCAAUUAAUCGAUGUUGUUAAUGGAACGACUACUAUUUGCUUAUUUGCUUGUUCAA